Delphinapterus leucas (beluga whale) is the source of this 3258-nucleotide messenger RNA. The record is from RefSeq and is a predicted model, not a curated record. Lineage: Eukaryota; Metazoa; Chordata; Mammalia; Artiodactyla; Monodontidae.
AAAAGCUGGCAGGUUAGCUUCUGGGUACAGCAAGUACUCAUAGGGACACAAAUAUUCCCGUUCACAGGUGUGCUCAAUGCUAUGGCCCAUCACACUCUUAACCUCUGAUUUUCCCAGUGAGUUCUACUUCUGGAACUUCCCCGGAAUCUGUCAUGAGGAAUUAUCACAGGAGCCAGAAUUAGGGCCACUGGACUUCCCUUUUGUGUACACUAGUGACUUUCUGAUACGUUAUUCAUCCCCUACCUCUUGGUGUCUCAUGCUAGCAAAUACAAGGGGUGAAAAGUUAUAGCCUCUAAGAUGGGAAUCCUCAUCUAAUUGGAAUUUCCCAGCAGACUGGGACCUCUGAUAGCCGUGUCCCCUUUAGUGUCUGUUCUUAGCAAUCACAUGCUUCCUUGCCGAUCCUUCUGUUCCGAUACUGCUUCUCAUUCAUGUUUCAUUCUGCCCAGGUGUCAACAAUGUUCAUCCUGCUUCCCCAGCCACAUUGCCAACCAAGCAUUUAGAAGCCAGCUCUUCCCACUACCUCAGCCCUGCCCAGCCCCUCUCUCCUCUGAGGGGCACCACAGAACUGGGCAGAAUCCUCGAGCCUGGGUACUUGGGCAGCAGAGGCCAGUGGGACAUGAUGAGGCCUCAGAAAGGGAGCAUAUCUGGGGAACCAUCUUCAGGCUCCCCCAUGUACCAGCUUAACUCCAAACCCACAGGGACUGACCUGCUAGAGGAGCACCUUGGUGAAAUCCGGAACCUGCGCCAGCGCCUGGAGGAGUCCAUCUGCAUUAACGACCGCCUGCGGGAGCAGCUGGAACACAGGCUCAGCUCCACUGCCCGCGGAAGCGGACCCACCUCUAACUUCUACAGUCCGGGCCUGGAGUCCACACCUCAGCUCUGCAAUGAGAACAGAGUCCUUAGGGAAGAAAACCAGAGGCUUCAGGCUCAGCUCAGUCAUGCUUUCAGAGAGCACUCCCAGGAAACAGAAUGUCUGAGGGAGGCUCUGCUGACCUCUCGAUCCCGGCUUCAAGAGCUGGAAGUGGAGCGGGAGCGCCAAAAGGUGGAACGGCAGCAGCUUCUGGAAGACUUGAAGGAGAAGCAGCAGGAGAUCUUGCAUUUCGAGGAGGAACGACUAUCUCUCCAGGAGAAAGACUCCAGGCUGCAGCAUAAGCUGGCCCUUUUGCAGCAUCAGUGUGAGGAGAAACAGCAGCUUUUCCAGUCCCUCCAGUCAGAGCUACAGAUCUACGAGACACUUUAUGGCAAUUCCAAGAAGGGGCUGAAAGCUUACACCUGGGAUGCCUGUCACCAAGUCCCUUUGAGCAGUGACUUGAGCCACCUGGUGGCAGAGAUCCGAGCUUUGAGAGGGCAGCUGGAGCACAGCAUUCAGGUGAACAACUGUCUGCGACUACAGCUCGAGCAGCAGUUGGAUGGUGGUGCCAGCAAAACCAGCCUCAGCCCCUCCACUGUUAACCAGAAAUUCCCCACCAACACUGACCCUGGAAACAAGCAGCUGCUCUUCCAAGACUCAGUUGCCUCCCCUCCAGUUCGGGAUGUGGGCAUGAAUUCUCCAAUUCUGGUCUUCCCCAGCUCUUCUCCCACUGCUCAUGGCUCAGAGACCACAACCUUCAAUAGGACAAAUGAGCUGGGUUUGGAUGCUUCUCCAGUAAUGAAGAUCCCUCCCAAGCUGGAGGGUGAUGCUACUGAUGGCUCCUUUGCCAAUAAGCAUGGCCGCCAUGUCAUUGGCCACAUUGAUGACUACAGUGCCCUAAGACAGCAGAUUGGGGAGGGCAGACUGCUGGUCAAGAAGAUAGCGUCGCUCAUGAGAUCAACCUGCAACUUCCCUGGCCUUGAAGCUCCAGGCACAGAGGUGAUGGACAGUGAAGGCAUCCACGAGCUCAGGAACAGCACCAGCGUCCUUCACCACCGACUGGAGGAGGCGGCCUCCCUCCUCACCAUGUUCUGGCGAGCAGCCUUGCCAAGUUCCCACGGCCCUGCGCUGGACAGCAAAGCGGGAGAGUCCAUGAAAAGGGAGCUUCUGGAACUGAGAACCAAACUAUCCAAACAGGAGAGUCUCCUUCAGAGCACAGCUGAGCAUCUGAAGACCGCCAACCAGCAGAAGGAGAGCAUGGAACAGUUUAUCUUCAGCCAGUUGACCAGGACACACGAUGUUUUGAAGAAGGCAAGGACGAAUUUGGAGAAGAACACUUACAAGAUUGCCUCUGUAAAACCUUAUUCCUGCCUCAGCAAAGGUGAAAUCCCUAAGGGCUCUGCCGUGCACUCCAGUCCUGUGACCCUUGCCUUCCAGGAGCCAAGCAAGAAGCGAAGCCACCAGAGGUCCUUAAAACUGCAGGAAGGGUGGGCCUGCCCCCCUGCUUUGCAGCUCCCUGUCUGCUGAGGAGGAUCUGGGCCCCACUCCUCCACACCUGCUGGAAGGUCUGAAAGGAGUCAGAGAUGUGGCCUGAUGGGGCAGGGCGAAAGGCAGAGGGCCUCUCCUGCAGUUGAGGAAUAACCAGCCAAGGUCCACUGGACCCAGCACUAAGCAAAACAGGCAUAGUUUGUAGAAGACCUUGUGACACUGCUUUUGAAUGCCCCAGGGGUAUGGGAACCAGCAACAGCACAUUUCUCACCUCAUCCUCUGAGGGUCAACUCAGGGGAAAUAGGACCUGCUUCCUAGCAAUGGAGCCCCACACUGGAGCUCCACAGCAGAUCUAAAAGCACAGGACUGAGCAGCGGUGCCCUGCAGGACAGUGUUGGCAGACCUAACCUGGGCCAGCGAGCUGGGUCACAGUCAGGCUGGGGAUUGGUCUACACUGCAGCACCUGAGUUAUUUGAAUCCACGUGGUGAGAGCAGUGAUUCCCAGAUGCCAUCUCAUGCUUAGCCUAGACCUCCUAUUUCUACUCUAUUAUGAUCUCCAAAAAGUGUACUGACCUUACUCUAAAUAUGCUGUCCCAUUUUGUCAUCCCAACUUCUCUCUGGGAACUAGGGACUAAUGGCCACACCAAGCCCAUUGAAAGUCUUGUGUAAAGCAAAUCAGUGAUCAUUUUUAAGUGACAUGUGAGGAACCCCCAGUUGCUAAAGCCUAGUCUGUGUCUUCACAGUGCUUUAGAAUGUGUGUAUGUGUGUAUAAAUGUAUGAUAUAUAUUUAUAUAUGUUGCUAUAGCGAUAUGUUGAAGGCUAAUAUAACUGGUGGAUAGGGUCAGUGGGAGGAAAUGAAACAGUCUUUUUGGUGGCUAUUAAAGCAAAAUAUGUAUAAAGAAAUAAAGUUUUCUUCACCU